UCGAGUCCAUCUAACAACAAUUACGUUUUCAAGUUAAGAAGUUUUGAUUCUGCAGUUGACCGAAAAUGUCGAAUACGUCCCAACCAAUUCCAGCAAAGGUAACUCCGAUUAAUGUCCGAGUCUUUGAGCUACCAGAGUAUAUUUUCGUACAGACAAAGCUGAUUACACCACGCUACGCCUUGGAUAAUGGGAUUGUUCCUGUCCGCCUAAAGAAGACAUGGAGACGGACGAAGCCUGCUUGUGCCGACCAGCCGCCCAAAAGUGAGCGCCAUCUACCCAAGUUAGUGCCGCUGGGCACCCGCAAUGACCAGCAAAAGUCAUCGGAUACCAAGAAUCCCGUCCGCGAGCGCUACAUCCAGACGGAGGAAAAGCUGACGUGCGAUGUGGGAGUGCAAUGCGACACAGACGACUGGGAGGAGCCUGUGGACAUAGUGGCCGAAGGGGCAUUGUCGAAUGGAGAGGAGGACGACGAAACGAAAUUCAUCACAUUCGUGGGUGAGAACACAUCGAUGACCCGGAACGGAAUGAUGGAGUGCCUGGUCUGCGGCGAGGUGGCCCGUUCCCUGCAGCAGCACAAGAGUCACAUUGUCAUGCACUAUGGGCCACCAGUACUCUGCUGCCUUUGCGGCGAGCUCGUUGAACACGAGCACAUGCUGCGCAGACAUAAUCUCAUCUGCCCCUCACGUCCAUCGAAGAAGCCGUCAAUUUUCCUCAAGUGCCCGAAUAGGUUCUGCAAUGUUGUGACCAGAACGCAGCCACAGUUGUACAAACACCUACGCACACACGAAAAACGGCCAUUCUAUCGCUGCCUGCAGUGUCGUUUGUAUUUCAAGACUGCUAUUUCAUUUCUUCUGCAUCGCAAGAAAAUAGAAGGCUGCGCCAGAUCAAAGGCGCUUUUACUGUUCGACAAGCAUUCGGCAAUGCAAGGCAAGGGAAAUCUCAAGCGCUGCACAGUCUGCCUGAAAAAGUUCAGCAAUGAGCGGGUGUGCGGCAUUCACAGGCUCAACUGCAUGCAGGCGCAUCACAGACGACUGACAAGAAAACUCUUCAAGACCUCGAAAUUGGCCUAAACGAUAUUUAUUUAUGUAAAUUGAUAACAAUAAAUCGAAGCAGCACCUA
Messenger RNA from Drosophila obscura, 1119 nucleotides. RefSeq names its product zinc finger protein 41 (gene Boh1). The record is from RefSeq and is a predicted model, not a curated record. Bases 66 to 1070 code for a protein of 334 amino acids. NCBI's taxonomy places the organism in Eukaryota, Metazoa, Arthropoda, Insecta, Diptera, Drosophilidae. The transcript is spliced from 2 exons.